Molecule: messenger RNA, 2781 nt
Organism: Parasteatoda tepidariorum (common house spider)
Lineage: Eukaryota; Metazoa; Arthropoda; Arachnida; Araneae; Theridiidae
Gene: spz6
Product: Spaetzle domain-containing protein 6
Biological process (GO): central nervous system formation; innate immune response
Cellular component (GO): extracellular region
Molecular function (GO): Toll binding; growth factor activity
Source: RefSeq, a predicted model, not a curated record
GGAAGUUGUAAGGUUGUCAAAUUUUCACAGAUUGACCUGACCAAAACAUGGGAAUCUUCAAACAGAGCAUAAUUUAUGCUAUUGUCCUGUUGUUCUGUCCAGGAGGGAUGCUGUGCGGCGAUGUGAGAAGAGGUGAAAAUGAAGGUUAUUACGCAUUCGAGAAAGCACCCUCUCGCUUCAUGCGACCCCCACAAGUCAGAAAACCCCCUUACAUGAUGUCUACCGUCCCCUGCCAGAUGAGAGAGAGUAAAAGGCCGAAGUACACACUGUGCGGAGAUUUGAACAAGGGUUUCAUACCCAUCAAUCCCAUGGGUCAAGAGUUUAAUGGACAUCCCUAUCCAUUCGAACUGAUUAAAAACAAGACGCUGAUAUUCCUAUCGAAAACUCUGCCCUACCUCAAAGAGGAUCCAAAAAUUCCCAAAGUCACCAAGUUUCAGACAAAGAAACAACACCAAAGACAUCGUCGAUCCAUGGAAAUGAUGAAGAAUGCAACAGAGAAUGAAACAAGCGGAAGACAGAACUGCGAGUCUGGGGGAAUACUUUGUUCGUUAUCUUCAUUGAUAUCGAACAACAAAGUUCCACUAGCUUUAGUGAGUGCCCUCACACAAAGUUUUGCUUCUUCACUCAACAACGAGGCACAACAGCAGCCUGUUGCUAUGGAAGCAUCGACUGCGGCUCGACCCUCUCUUAAUGCAGAAUCGGUGGACAGUAAUGGCGGAGGUGGAAUGAACAUGGCGGAUGCGGUUAUGGGUCUCCUGAGCACGCUCUCGAGUAUGGGACUGAUUGGGAAUGGACUUGGUUCUGUCAAAGAUUCAACUCCAACGGAAGAAGAGCCUUCAACGCUGGCCCAUGUCCUGUCAGUGUUGACAGGUGCAUCACCAGGCAGCAGCAGUGCUCUCUCCUUAGUGUUAAAGUUGAUGGCCAGCGAUGCAUCCCCUCUGAGAGGCUUGGGGAAACGGAAGCCAGUGACUGCAGACCUAGAGACGGCAGAGACCAGAAGGCCCAGUGAUGACCUGCCGCCCACGCCCUGCCCAUCGUCCGAAGAAUAUGUCACACCGACAUUUGCCAGGAAUUACCAGGGCGUGUGGAAGUACGUGGUGCAGAUACCACAGGAAGGAUACUUUACUCAGACAGUACAGCAGACAAAAUGUAUGAACAGUCGUUGCGAUUUCAUGGAUGGAGUGUGCCACGAAUCUCCAAGGUGGGUCAGCCUGUUGGUGGCCGAAAUAUAUUACCCCGACAGUUUUUCACCCACGACGGCCAUGCCACCGGUCGAAGAUUUUUACAAUUUCCAGCAAUACUUAAAAAGGCGUGUCGGUGAAGAUGACAUUGACCAAAGAGCAGCACAGAAACAUAAACACUGUGAUGGGUUCGACGCUAUCGGAUGCUAUGUAGUCAGGCUGUACUACGAUUGGUUCCUGGUGAAUGGAUCGUGCAAGUGUUGGAAACCGUCACCGAAGAGGACACUGAUGGGUUAAAACUUUACUAUUCGAAUGACCAUCUUGUCAACAGUAUUGUAUAUUUAUCUUAAUGAAUGGUUUUCUUACAAAGACAUUUUAAAAAUUCAAAACUUUUCUUGAAUGAAUGGGGGGAAGGGGGAACUAUUCAACUGACGAGUAUUCCAACUCGAAGCAAUACACUGCAGCACGACACGAUAGUGACGAAAUUAAUGGAUGAUAAUUAAUUGGUAAUAAUAAUUGCAUGUGCUCCUUCAAUCACCUUUGUAUAGUGCUACGCUGGUUAUGAUACGGGCUAAAAUAAAAUAAAAAUUUCAAACCUUUUUAUUAAAAGGGAGCUAUACCCCAUAAAAAACACUUCAUGAUUUUUUUUGCUACAUAAGUGAUUUAAAAUUUAAAGUACAAAAAAAAGUGAAUUUUGCAAAUUAUGGCAAGAUUAAAAAAGGAUUAUUCAAUGGGGAAGUAAGCCUGCUAUAAUUUUGAUUUUUAAGCAUUUGAAACUUUCUGGUUUACUGAGUGUACUAAUGAGUGAAUGAAGUUGAAACAGAAUUUGCGAUGAGAAGUUUUUCCUGCGGUAUAGCAUUCUCUAAAGUGUUUUAUUCAAAAUUUGUGUCACUCUAGAAGUUCAUAAUAACACUUUGAUAAUUCGGAGCUCUCACUAAAAUGUGGAUUCAUUAAGAAAUGAGUGGAUAGAAAAUUCAAAAGAUGCGCUGAAAUAAUAAAAAAGAUCUUCCGCUGGUCGGUACAUUACAUUGAAACACAAACAAGCUAAACAGGGCGUUUAAUGAUGGAGAACAUGGACGCCCUAUUAAUAGUGUGUCUUCGAUCGCCAUCGAUGGCCGCUCAAGCCAGCAGACACAUUCCCUUCAUAAACAAUGCUAUUUAAAUGCAUAAAAAAAAUCAUUUAAGAUCUCAACUAUCAAGAAUUUUUUAAUCACUCCGCAGUUAAAGGUUUAGUCACAUAGUGUUAGCCGCAUUACAAAGCGCAAGUUGAAUGACUAUUACUACUUUACCCAAAUCUAGACACGGAACUUUGUAGCAGUUUUCAAAAGGAAUUCAUUUUUAUGGGUUCUUUCUUCGAAUUAUGAUAAAUAUGCAGUGUCGUUCUGAAUAAGAUAAAGUGCAUCAUUUUCAAAGAAUAAAGGUUGAUUAGAUUUAAAGAAGAGCUGGUCUCAGAAAUGAAACAAUUUCUGUAGAUUUUUUUAACAAUAGAAAUCUCAUGUUAUAAAGUAGUUCCAAAUGUAAGAAAACACAUUAAGUUUUGUCUUUCUUUAUUUAUUUAUAUGUUCGUGUUGUUAUUGUCCAUAAUAAAUGUUAUAUUUAA